Molecule: messenger RNA, 4001 nt
Organism: Monomorium pharaonis (pharaoh ant)
Lineage: Eukaryota; Metazoa; Arthropoda; Insecta; Hymenoptera; Formicidae
Gene: Clk
Product: circadian locomoter output cycles protein kaput
Exons: 12
Coding region: 1839-4001 (720 amino acids)
Biological process (GO): circadian regulation of gene expression; regulation of transcription by RNA polymerase II
Cellular component (GO): CLOCK-BMAL transcription complex; cytoplasm; nucleus
Molecular function (GO): DNA-binding transcription factor activity, RNA polymerase II-specific; protein dimerization activity; RNA polymerase II cis-regulatory region sequence-specific DNA binding
Source: RefSeq, a predicted model, not a curated record
ACGUGAAAAUCCAUCCUGAGGAUGGCCGACAGUGACGCGGGUGCGAUACACAGGCAGGUUUCUUUGUUUCUUUUCGUCAUAAUGGAAACGAAAUGAAACAUGUAAGAGUGGGAAUUGCAGGGUCAUCUGAUCUCCAAUGAAGUACGGCGAAUUGUAGGUGCCGAAGAAGAUUCUCUUUCGAAAUGAAAAGAGAACUGGACACAAUUCAUGAGCGAGUAAUCGUGCCGGAUGUGUAUGUGUGCCUGUGUAUACGAGUCUUAUGAACCUUAUUAAGUUUUGAAAAAAAUAAGAGGAACCAAUUUCUUAUUCGUUUAUUUCAACGUCCGCUCUGUUGCAGUAGAAGUGUCUGAUCACACGUAGCAUUUGUCAACUGCAAUUCUCAAGAGCCAAAGUUCAAGCCUCCCUGGAGCUAAUAAUCUCGUUGCCAAAGGGGUGACAAAUUUUGUUCGAUUCUUUUGAGAAGAUAGAUGCGCGGCGAAAAUUGACUUUUUACCUUUCGUCAAUUUUUCCGCAGUUCGAUUAUUGAAAUAGAAAUAUUAACAUGCGAUGCCAUCUUAAACUCACGACGAAUUCGACAGGUUUGAGGUAUCGAGAUAAGAGAAAGUUGUAAUUCAUGCAAUUUAAUUAAGAAACGAUGAGCUGCUUCGUCGUUAAAUGGACCGUUAUCGGCAUCAUCGUCGGCGCGUAGUUUCACGUGGAGCGAAGGGGACUUUUGCCAAGGCGGGUUGGCAGGUCUGGCUCGUCCGUUCCUACUUGGCCUACUACUCUCUUCCGUGUGCUCCGCGUGGUUUUCGCAAUCGCCGCGCGCGGAAUCGCGGUAAGAAAAAAAACACGCGAUUACGUAUCACGAUCGAUCAGGCCCCGCCGUGACAGCGGAGCGCGGCUAAUGAACCUGAGUGUGACGAUGCAAGGCGCUACGGUCGGCAGUCCGUUUCAGCGUUCUAGUUGAUCGGGCAAUUGACUAUUCCCAGGGCCGAUUGUGAAAAUCGUAGCGACCGCCGCCCGAAGACGCGGGGCGGUCGCCGCGCGCGGAGUGCUCUUUCUGAAAGAUGUGGCGGUGCUCUCGACAUCGGGAAACGUUGUCCCGUGCGAGCGAACGUGGACACUCCUGUCGCGAAGCGAUUGGAGGUGGACACGAAGGAUCCUACGUAUCACCUGGACCUGAGACCUCGGGUCGAAAAUUCACGUGCGGUCGCGUGCGCAUAUGUGCGCAACAGUAGUGCAUGUACAAUUGAUGGCAGACGGACAGGCGGCGGGCGUCCCGUCUUCUGUCAGCGGUCGAGAUUCAUUUGAAACCUCGUUGAUGAACAGGGACGCUUUGGACACUUUCUUCCUAAUGCCAUAAACUUCCGAACUUGACUACUAUUGAUAAUCUCGUUACAAGUUGCCGUAUUGAGCUUCUGUGUACAAGUUUUGUGAUUAUAAAAUUUAUUGUCACUUUCUUAGCGGUGUCUUUAUUACAGACUGCAUUUACAUAUAGACAUCUCGAUCUUGACAAUACUACUUAAAAUAUUUUGAUAGUGUUUAUGAACAAACACAGAAUUUAUUGAAGAAUUUUUUUUUGUGAGCUGCAAUGACUGUGUGAUGAUUACUGCAAUUACCGCGUAAUAAACCGGAAGUUGAAAGCUAUUUCGUGUGUUUAUCUAAAUGCGUAAAAAGGAUUUAAGCAUUAAGCCGGGAGCACAUGCAAAGAGAUAUUUCGUCAACUGAGACAGUAAAUAUUUAAAAAAGAAGCAGUAGUAUCACCAGCAUAAGAAAUAAAUUAUUGCAUUUAUUCUAUUCCUUCAAGAAGUUUAUUUAUAUUAAAUUAAAAAAUACAUUUUAUCUUCAACGACACCAUGGACGAUGAUAUUGAUGAUAAAGAUGAUACAAAGCGAAAAUCACGUAAUCUUAGUGAAAAGAAACGCAGAGAUCAAUUUAACAUGCUUGUAAAUGAGCUCGGUAGCAUGGUUAGUGCUAAUACGCGGAAAAUGGAUAAGUCCACGGUGUUGAAAUCAACAAUUCUAUUUCUAAAGAAUCAUAAUGAGAUAGCAGUUAGAUCAAGAGCCCAUGAGAUUCAAGAAGACUGGAAACCGUCUUUCCUUUCUAACGAAGAAUUUACUCAUCUUAUAUUAGAGGGAUUGGACGGAUUUAUAAUGGUUUUCUCUUCAAACGGACAUAUUUAUUAUGUCUCUGAAAGUGUUACGUCUCUGCUUGGGUAUCUUCCAAAUGAAUUGGAAAACACAACUAUUUAUGAUAUAACGUAUCAGGAGGACCAGCCACAUUUAUACAAUGUUUUACUGAAUCCUGGCAACACGCGAGACAGACAUAGCGUGAAGAAAGAGGACCAAAUUUCUUUUACGUGUCAUAUUAAAAGAGGCGGACUCGAUUUUCGGGAAGAAUCUAUUUAUGAACUUGUGCAGUUUAUCGGAUACUUUCGUUCUGCUGUGGAUAGUGAUAUUGACAAUUUUUUGCCAAGUCAGAAACUUAGUAAUACCAGUGGAUCAGAUAACAAAUUGAUUUUCGUGGGUACGGGACGUUUGCAAACCCCACAGCUUAUCAGAGAAUUAUCCGUAACGGAAAGUACGAAAUCAGAAUUUACAUCCCGUCACAGUCUCGAAUGGAAAUUUUUAUUCUUAGAUCACAGAGCUCCGCCUAUCAUUGGAUACUUGCCUUUUGAAGUUUUAGGCACUUCUGGUUACGAUUACUAUCAUGUGGACGAUUUAGACAAUGUAGUUACGUGCCAUGAAUCACUGAUGCAGAAAGGCGAGGGAACGUCUUGUUACUAUAGAUUCCUCACGAAAGGCCAGCAAUGGAUUUGGUUGCAGACCAGAUUCUACAUCACCUACAAUCAAUGGAAUUCGAAACCCGAGUUUAUCGUAUGCACGCAUUAUGUGGUCAGUUAUGUUGACGUAAUGAAGGAAAUGCGCGCGGAAUCAGGGGAUUACGACAAAAUGCAAAAUCAGGACGUUUUACUGCCCGUAAAACAAGUAAUAACACCUUGUCAAACACCGUUAACGCAAUGGUCAAACAAAUCGUCAAGAACAUCAAAGUCGAUGACAGUUGCUUCCAAUCUUCGACAUCCAGGUGAUGGUUCUAAUACGUCAUCAAUAUCCGUUUCAUUAAGAAGUUCACCACAUUCACAAUUAUCACAUGGAUCAAGAUCAAACGCGGCUUCUGCAAGCAGUUCUGUAGUAUCAAAACCAAUAGCAUCGGUAGACAGCAGGCAACAGCAACAACAACCACAGCAGCAGUCACAACAUCAGGUCGAUGUUAAUCAGUCGUGUAUUAAUUUUAUGGAUCCUGCGCAAUACGCAACAGUUAAUCUGCAAUCGGUUGUUACAACGGAAUUUGGAACAUCUGCUGCUCCAAUUCUUUCGACUGUACCUACCCAUGAGAUGGUACAGCAGCAGAGUAUAGUAAUGACUCCUGCGCCAAAUCAAAUACAGGAUGAACUGCAACGAAAGCAUGAAGAGCUACAACAGUUGAUCGUACAUCAGCAGGAAGAAUUAAGAAGAGUUUCAGAACAACUGUUUAUUGCUCGAUAUGGAAUUCUCACGCCAUUAUUAAAUGCUGGUAUACCGUAUAAUCCAUCGAACUCGUGUCAACAAUCAACCCGAUGUAAUACCAAUAAUACUAACGUGCAGUUGCCUACAUCCAAUAGCGUACAAGGCGUGAAUAUACUUCCCUUACCAAUUACCGUACCAGUGCCUAUAGUGCCUACGGAAUUAUUUUCGCAUUCCUUACAAGUGAAUCUAUCUCCAAGCUCGACGCAUGGCAAUGUGAGCGCUGUAAUUCAAACUCAACAGCAACAGCAGCAUUCACAAUUGCAACACCAGCAGCAGCAGCAACAGCAACAACAGCAGCAGCAACAACAACAGCAGCAGCAGCAGCAGCAACAACAGCAGCAACAAGGGCUGCCGCAACGAGAAGGCAGCAAUUCCGAUCUCGUGCCUUUUCAGAUCUGUCCACAGCAGGCCGAGAUAAUAUAUAGUAAUAUGGAUACUUCUUCAAAUCAAUAG